This is a messenger RNA of Peronospora matthiolae, 405 nucleotides long. The record is from the annotation of a GenBank genome assembly. NCBI's taxonomy places the organism in Eukaryota, Oomycota, Peronosporomycetes, Peronosporales, Peronosporaceae.
AUGGCACCUGACUUGGUCGAUAUCAGCCACGACAGGCUUGACGCAAUCAUCGAGAAGACGCUUGUAGUCGGUAUUGACAUAAUGUCGGUGAACAAGUGGGAGUUAUGCAACGGGUGCGCGCCCGGCAAGCAAACACGUUCAAAAUUCCAGUUGAAUACAGCUGAGCGUGCCAAAGCAGUGCUUGAAUUCGUUCACAGCGAUGUGUGCGGACCAAUGCAGACGGCGACAUUCUCCAACAAACGCUAUUUUGUAACGUUUAUCGACGACAAAUCUCGGUUCAGCGUGGUGUUCUUGCUUCGCAGUAAGUCCGAAAUGCUGGACAAGCUCGUGCUGUGUAUCAAGUUUGCCGAGAUCCAGGCCGGCAAACAUGUAGAGGCGAUUCGAAGCGACAACGGAGGCGAGUAA